AAUCUGCUCCUAAUCCUAUUAGUUAGUCCUCCCGAUCCACAUUUUUGCACAACAUCCCGAUGGAAGUCUGUAUGGUCAUUCAUGCCCCUGCAUCUCCAUCCGGCGCCUCUGCUGAACCACAAAAUUCCCCCGGCCACCGCGACUCUUCCCCAAAAUGCUCGAUAGAGAUGCACUUGAUGGAGCAACCAGAUUCCAUGGUUGAGUUUGCUCACCAUACUACGGAUGAAGAGAACAAGAACGUGCAAGGAGACAACAUGGUUGAGUUUGUUCCAGAUACAAUUAAUCAGGAGGCAAAAGAGUCUCCUGAUGAAGAACGGAGCAGCGAUGUCUCAAUAACCGAUGUCGAUGAAGACUCUAUUGAGUACCUGCAUAGGCAAGUUGUUGAAGACUCCGAGGAAGAAGACAAGCAAGAUGAAGUAUACCAGAAGGUCAGGAAGGAAUUUAAUGAAAGACGUGCUAGUGAUGCUGCAUUGAGGAGGGAAGCAAGAGCCAGGAAUGCAUCUAGGCAUAAGAGUAAUCUGAACAAAAUACGUAGAGACUUUUUGAGAAUUUAUAUUCCUGACUACUACAAGAUCACGGAAAAAUAA
Triticum dicoccoides is the source of this 587-nucleotide messenger RNA. RefSeq lists its product as uncharacterized. NCBI's taxonomy places the organism in Eukaryota, Viridiplantae, Streptophyta, Magnoliopsida, Poales, Poaceae. The transcript has 2 exons. The record is from RefSeq and is a predicted model, not a curated record. The coding region runs from base 60 to 587 and encodes 175 amino acids.